GACCGCCAGCACAGCUGCCCCGCCCCCUUUGCACACUCACACAGCGCACACAUACACACACCCGGUGGAGCCGCUCCGCCUGUAACCGCUGCUGCAAAAGCGAAAGCAUGGCUUUGUCGGAAGCGGGGGCUGCAAGGGGGCUCCUUCGGUUGCCUCGGAUCGUGCUUUUCGGAGACUCCAUUACUGAGUUUUCCUUCCAAGAUAAGGGAUGGGGCGCGUCACUUGCUAAUAGAUUAGCUAGAAAAUGCGAUGUCUUGAAUCGUGGACUCUCUGGCUACAACACCAGGUGGGCUAAAAUUGUUCUUCCAAGAUUAAUCCACAAAGACCAUAAUGCUGGAAACAUCCUGGCAGUGACUGUUUUCUUUGGGGCAAAUGACAGCGCUUUGAAAGAUGAGAACCCGAGACAGCACGUUCCACUGGAGGAGUAUGCUGACAAUUUGAAAAGUAUGAUAGGCUACCUCAACUCUGUGGACAUUUCCAAACAGGACAUUAUAUUAGUGACUCCACCACCCCUUCAUGAAGCUAGUUGGGAAAAAGAGUGCAUGGCUAAAGGUGAAAAACUAAAUCGUCUAAAUUCUGUCACUGGGGAAUAUGCAAAGGCUUGUGUUAAAGUAGCUGAAGAAUGUGGCACUGAUGUCAUUGACCUGUGGACACUUAUGCAAAAAGGAAACCAGGACUUCGGCUGUUACCUGUCAGAUGGACUCCAUUUAUCAGAAAAAGGAAAUACUUUUCUAGCAAACCAACUUUGGACCCUCCUAGAAAAAAAAUUGUCAGCCCUUCCUCAGUUGCUUCCCUACUGGCGUGAUGUAGAUCAUCUCUAUCCUGAAGCUAGUCUCCUGGGCAUCCCCACUACUAAGAAGCAAUAAAAAGAAUAACAUCCGUGGGUUUUGUGGAUACAAAAUAAAAUUUCCUUUUUUCCAUGAUCCGCGAUACCAAUUCUUAAAAGAGUAUACUGAUAUGAACUUGCAUUCUCAAUUAUUAGGCCUUUCGAUAUUCAUGCAUAAUUGCUGACUCUUCUAAUUAUGUAACUAGUGACUGCCAUAGAUAGGACAAUUACCUGUUGAAAAUUAAAAUGCACAUGGUACGCGUAAGAAAAUUAUCAAUACGAGCAAGAAACAGACAAACCAAGCCUGAUGGAUCAGACAAUCCCAUAUUGCUACAAAACUUUAGACUAUAUUUCAGGCUCAGAACAGGGCUAGGUGUCUAACUUGGGUUAUUUGAUAGGAUCACCAGGUUUUGGAUAGCGUUUGGGGGGUUGCACUCCCAAAGACUAUUGGCUUAAGAAUUAAGACUAUUUUAGAAGGGAUCUUAAAGGGGGAGUGCUUGCCACACCCUCUGGAUUUUCCAAAACGCAAAGGG
Molecule: messenger RNA, 1359 nt
Organism: Pseudonaja textilis
Lineage: Eukaryota; Metazoa; Chordata; Lepidosauria; Squamata; Elapidae
Gene: IAH1
Product: isoamyl acetate hydrolyzing esterase 1 (putative)
Molecular function (GO): hydrolase activity, acting on ester bonds
Source: RefSeq, a predicted model, not a curated record